GACAACUAAAAAUAAAAAAUAAAAAUGGCGGUAUGUUGUUUGUUUUCGUCUAACAAUUUCGGGUGAAAGCCCGAUACGAGUAGGUGUUUCGUCUCUCUGUUAAUUGCUUUUGGGAAAGAGUUGCAGAGCAGAGGAUAGAAGAAAGAACAUUAGAAAGAAAUUAAGAAACUCAAACAAAAUGGCUAAGAAAGAGAGCUCAAAGUUGAAUAUCGCUAUAAUUCAUCCCGAUCUUGGUAUAGGAUUAAGAGUUUCAAAUGUUGAAGUAAUGGAAGUUGGUACUUGUAUUCGAGGAGAUGGUAGCUGAACUGUUUUUCGCAUUCUCUUACAGGUGGAGCUGAGAGAUUAAUUGUUGAUGCGGCUGUUGAACUUGCAUCCCAUGGGCAUAAAGUUCAUAUUUUUACCUCACAUCAUGACAAAAAGCGAUGUUUUGAGGAGACUAUCUGGUACUUUUCCAGUUACUGUAUAUGGUGCUUUCCUACCUCGACAUAUUUUCUACCGUCUUCAUGCUUUGUGUGCAUAUCUGUGGUGCCUUUAUGUUGCCCUCUGUGUGCUGGUGAUGUGGUCAUCAUUCGAUGUAAUACUAGCAGAUCAAGUUUCUGUUGUCAUUCCACUAGUGAAACUUAAAAAGUCAGCAAAGGUUUUGUUCUAUUGUCAUUUUCCUGAUCUAUUACUAGCUCAACACACAACAUUUCUGAGGAGGAUAUACAGGAAACCUAUAGAUUUCAUUGAAGAAAUGACAACUGGAAUGGCAGAUUUGAUUCUUGUCAAUAGCAAAUUUACAGCCUCUACUUUUGCAAGUACAUUCAAGCAUCUAGAUGCACAAGGAAUUCGACCGGCUGUUCUUUACCCUGCAGUCAAUGUGGAUCAGUUCGAUGAACCUAGUUCUUCUAAGUUGAAGUUUUUGUCUAUCAACCGUUUUGAAAGGAAAAAGAAUAUAAACUUGGCAAUUUCAGCGUUUUCUAUGCUAUAUACCCUUGAAGGAGAUGUUCUCCAGGGUCUUAAUCUGGCUGAAGCUUCACUGACUAUUGCAGGUGGUUUCGAUAAACGACUAAGGGAGAAUGUUGAGUAUUUGGAGGAGCUCAAAAGUUUAGCAGAGAGGGAAGGAAUAUCCGAACGGGUCAAUUUCAUCACUUCUUGUUCAACAUCUGAAAGAAAUGCUAUUCUCUCUCAAUGCCUAUGUGUUCUCUACACACCAAAGGAUGAACACUUUGGCAUUGUUCCUCUGGAAGCAAUGGCAGCUCAGAAACCUGUUGUUGCAUGCAUCAGCGGUGGCCCAGUAGAAACAAUUAAGAAUGGUGUAACAGGAUAUCUUUGUGACCCUACUCCACGAGAGUUCUCUUCUGCUAUGGCUAAAUUCUUUCAAGACCCAAAAUUGGCCGAGAGAAUGGGUAUAGAAGCUCGGCGGCAUGUCACGGAGUCCUUCUCUACAAAGAUAUUUGGUCAGCGUUUGAAUCAAUACAUUGCUGAUGUUGCUCGGAGCAAGAGAGACUGAUAAUGACACUGUUUUCUUAGACCUUAUUCGAGAUAUUUUAAAACAGAUGUUAGGCUGUUUUUCUUUGCGCACAGAUUUUUUUUUUUUUUUUUUUAAUUUUCCACCCCUUUUUGGCUAUUUUAUCUGAGGAAAUUAUCGAAGCGAACAAGGAUUCGGUGGCUUUGAUACUAAUGAUGCUCUCUACCAACUUUGUGAGCAUUGAUGCAGAGAUUCUUAUUAGGUCCAUUUUCUGAUUUUUCUUCUACCAAUGUAGUGUAAUAAAACUUCUAAUUUUGCAAAAAAACCCCAUUCCUAAA
Molecule: messenger RNA, 1788 nt
Organism: Ziziphus jujuba (common jujube)
Lineage: Eukaryota; Viridiplantae; Streptophyta; Magnoliopsida; Rosales; Rhamnaceae
Exons: 9
Coding region: 353-1492 (379 amino acids)
Molecular function (GO): alpha-1,3-mannosyltransferase activity; GDP-Man:Man(1)GlcNAc(2)-PP-Dol alpha-1,3-mannosyltransferase activity
Source: RefSeq, a predicted model, not a curated record